AUGAGCCAGUCCGAAGACGAUGUCUCGGUAAAUAGGAAUUUAUCUGUUCAGAAUGAAGAUGUGUUACAUCUUUCUGACGAGAGUCCAGAGUUUUCUGGAUUUUCGGAGGACGAUGUCCCCGUUAAGAAUAAGAGCCGUGGUAAAGGGCCUGGCAGAAUUAAAAGUUCAGUGUCAAAAGUUGGUCAAGAGGUCGCGAAAACUGGUAAAAAAUCGACCAAUGUGGAUAAAUCUAAGACAACAAAGACCUCUGUUAGUGAUAAAAAGGGGACAAAAUCAAGGAACGCUAACAAAAGUUUGAUUGAUUUAAAUAAAUUAUCCUCUGAUGAUUUAGAGUUGUUACGUAGUAAAUUGGGGCUUCCUGCUCCACAGGUUUCUAACACUUUUUCUAUGGAACAAAGUGAUAUGGAAAAUGAGUAUGUUGAUUUGGCCCGAGCACCUAAUAUGCAAAUUGAAGUUGAAAAUGAUUUUUUAGAUAGCGAUGACAGUAUUGGCCACAGACCUGCAAGGCAUGCUAGAAGUCGAGAUAUGACUAAAAGGCUGAUUGAUUCAAUGUUUGGAGAGGACGAUGUGUCCCAUGUUAGUGAUGAUGAAGAUUGGGGCUUGCCUAAAAUUAAGCAGAGAAAUAAAGGUGAGGCAAUUUCUUCCUCCUUAGCUAAACUCAUUAAUACUGCCUGCACCGCACUUUGUGACAGUGAUGAACUUUGUGAUAAAUAUCCUGUACCAGCUAACUGUGAGAAGUUGAAUCCUCCAAUGGUGAACAUGGAAAUUUGGAAGGUUAUGGAUAAACGUUCUCGGUCUCAUGACCGUCUAUUUCAGGAUAUUCAGUCGUUGUUAGCAGCUGGUAUGGUGCCCAUUAUUAAGCUGGCUAAGAUUUUGAAGACCUCUAUUUCUGCUAAACCACAGGCUAAACAGUUACUAUCUGAUUCUUUGUCAAUUCUUGGACAAGCACAGUAUAACAUAAGUAUCAGACGUAGAUAUUUGAUUCGUCCAUCAUUGAACAAGAGGUAUAAAAAUUUGUGUAACAUGUCUGUCCCUAUUUCAACCUCUCUUUUUGGUGACGAUAUUUCUAAAGAGAUUAAGCAUUGUGAAGUAGGGGUUAAUCUGGGAAAGGAUUAUAACGCACAGUAUAAUAGGAAUUCUUUCAGAGGUCGUUUUUCUAGAGCAAGGCAUUUUAACAGAGGAAGAAUGACACCUUAUCCACAGGUGCGGGGUGGUUAUUCCCAGAGAGCUCCCAUGAGGAAGGGAACAUUUAAGUCUGCCACUGUGACGGCACCCCCAAACGGGGAGAAAUAAGUUCGGUAGGUUGCCGCGUCACAAGGAUCUGAUGAUUAUGCCUCAAGAUUCCAGUACAGUGUGUCCAAUGGUCCAUUCUACAACUUUUGUCGCUCUUCAACUAUCAGCAGAUAUCUCCAGGGUAGAGGAUUACUUCCAGAAAUUGUU
Molecule: messenger RNA, 1440 nt
Organism: Ruditapes philippinarum (Manila clam)
Lineage: Eukaryota; Metazoa; Mollusca; Bivalvia; Venerida; Veneridae
Exons: 2
Coding region: 1-1293 (430 amino acids)
Source: RefSeq, a predicted model, not a curated record